AUGUGUGGAAUUACUGUAGUUGGUUUGAAUGAUCCUGAAACUAUGAAAGUGAGGGGAAGAUUACAGGAUAAACACAUUGUGAUCUUAAUAGACUGUGGGGCUACACAUAAUUUUGUCUCUGAAAAAUUGGUGAAACGGCUGCAAUUGCCAAUUAAAGAUACUGCCCACUAUGGGGUUAUUCUCGGAACAGGAACAACUAUCCAAGGGAAGGGAAUUUGUGAAUCCUUGGAAGUACAAAUGAAGGAAUGGACUAUCAAGGAGGACUUUCUGCCUUUAGAAUUGGGUAGAGUAGACAUCAUACUCGGUAUGCAGUGGAUUUACUUAUUGGGAGUUACAGUUUUGGACUGGAAGAAUUUAACUUUAGCAUUCAAUGAUAAAGAUAAACAAAUCUGUAUUAGAGGGAUGAGCACAUGGGAUGAGCAGGAUCACGGUUUUCUGAUUGAAUGUAAAACUAUAGCAGUAGCAUCAUCAAAUGACACAAUUCGGGAGGAAAAAGCAAAAUAUGGUAUGGGUGUUCAAAAAAACCGUUGGCGGUUUUGCGUGGACUACACGACGCUGAAUAAUGUUACUGUUCCCGAUAAAUUUCCAAUUCCGGUGGUGGAAGAAUUAUUUGAUGAAUUAAGUGGGGUGACGUUUUUCACCAAAAUAGAUCUGAAAUCUGGUUAUCAUCAUAUUAGAAUGGCUGAGGAAGAUGUAGAGAAAACGGCCUUUAAAACACAUGAAGGUUAUUAUGAAUUUUUGGUGAUGCCUUUUGGGCUAACCAAUGCGCCGGCUACGUUUUAG
Molecule: messenger RNA, 783 nt
Organism: Cucumis melo (muskmelon)
Lineage: Eukaryota; Viridiplantae; Streptophyta; Magnoliopsida; Cucurbitales; Cucurbitaceae
Exons: 2
Coding region: 1-783 (260 amino acids)
Source: RefSeq, a predicted model, not a curated record